AUGAAUUUUAAGUCUAAUAGACUAUCCAGUAUAAAUACGAACGAUAUUGUAUUAGGUAAUGGAAUUUUGACUCAACAAUUUAGUAGAUCUACACCAAAUUCACAUGCGCGCACACAAUUACCAAGAACUCCUUCCCAUAUACAAGUAAAAAAACUACCAGUUCCGCCGCGCCAUGUAUCAAGUAAAUCAAACAAUGAUAGAACAAAAUUACAAGAAUUAACGAAUAAGAAGAAUUCUACUCGAUCAAAAGCUCAUAACACUAAAAGAAGAAUUCUUCCUGAUAUCAUUAUUGUUACAACAGAAACUACGCUACAAUCAGGCUUAGAAGAGUCAAAUAAUAAAAAUCUACUGGAUCGAAAUUCAACUUUAAAUGAUAGUUCCACAUCAGAUUUGGAAACAAAUGAUAAUAUUAUCACUCCUGAUUUAAUGAAAAUUCCUGGUGAACGUUACAAAACGAUCAAUGUAGAAACUCUAGUAAAUGAAAAAGAUGAAAAACCAAUCGAAAAUCAAGAAACAGUUGAUUUAUUACAUAAGAUAAAAGAUAUCGCUAGUGCAGCACUUGUCGGACCAAUGCCAUUAUCUUUACAAGCUUGCCGUUUUGAAUUGCCAUAUGACUUAAAACUAUUAGAAAACAUGACACCACUUGAUUAUCUAAGUAAAUAUUGUCGUUUAUCAUCACGUCGACAACAUCAAUUCAAACAUAUAUUUAAUAGAUUUCGUAAUAGAUAUUAUCUUUUUGAAUCAUCCUAUUUAUAUUCAUCAAUAAUAGUAGUGCAUAAAGAAAAUUUUACACGUUCACAAUUUAAUCAACUUUGCCAAUUAAUUGAUUUAGGAAAUCAAGAAUGUGAAUUAAAAUUUGAUACGUAUGCUGGUAUAUUGGCAUUAUCCGAAAGAAUCGCAUAUUAUUCAUCAAAAUUACAUGAUGCUUAUGGUGAUUUACACACAGAAAAACAUGCAUUAGAAAAAUGUGAUUUCGAUGGUUUAGAUAGAAAACUUGACGGAUUGAAUAUUAGUGAUACUAUGAAGCGAUUGUUACAUGUACUUUAA
Molecule: messenger RNA, 1047 nt
Organism: Rotaria socialis
Lineage: Eukaryota; Metazoa; Rotifera; Eurotatoria; Philodinida; Philodinidae
Source: the annotation of a GenBank genome assembly